This is a messenger RNA of Toxorhynchites rutilus septentrionalis, 2062 nucleotides long. RefSeq names its product anaphase-promoting complex subunit 7 (gene APC7). The record is from RefSeq and is a predicted model, not a curated record. NCBI's taxonomy places the organism in Eukaryota, Metazoa, Arthropoda, Insecta, Diptera, Culicidae. Gene Ontology annotation, biological process: cell division. The transcript is spliced from 4 exons. Bases 194 to 1930 code for a protein of 578 amino acids. Gene Ontology annotation, molecular function: protein binding.
UGUUGCCAUGGUUGUCAUGGUAUCAAAAGUCCGAGAUGCUUCAGUAGGAGUGUGAAGCUGUUUUCCAAAUCUUAUUCCUCUGUGCAUUUGUUGUUUUCUUGUCAUUAAAAACUAAAAACAAGGUUAAAAGUUUCGUAAUCGUGCUAUUCACUCUUCCGAUACGAUACCGCGUUGAUCUCAAAGUGCUUCAGAAAUGGGUACACUGUUCGAGCAUCUUAAAACACUGUUCGAAUAUGAGUUGUAUUCGAACGCAAAAUCUCUGUCAAACCUAAUAUUAGCAAUCUACGAAAAUAAUAAGGUAAUACUAACUCCACAACAACACUUCAGCACAUUGAUUUAUUAUGCCGAGUCACUUUUCCAAGAUAAUGAAUUUCGGGAGGCGGAAGUAAUAUAUCGGCAAGCUUUGCAGGCAAAACGUAUGCUAUCAAAAACGAAAUCGUCAGAGAACAAAAUUACAGAAAAUUCGUCUCCUAUCUUCUCCGAGGUGGAAAUCAAGUACAAAACAGCUAAAUGUUUAAUUGAAAUCAAACGAUUUCGUGAUGCAAUUGUGGUAUUGCAAUCCCUAUCGAUGAAACAACGCACACCUAAGGUCAAUAUGCUGUUGAGUCGACUCUGUCACAAUCAUGGCCACGAAAGAAGUGCUAUUGGAACAUACAAAGAAGUUCUUAAAGAUUGUCCAUUAGCCUUUGAAGCUAUCGAAGGUUUGCUGUCGCUCGGAACAAAUGGAAUAGAGGUGAAUACUUUAGUGGUAAACGCAACGAUGGGCCCGCAAUGCAGCGACUGGCUCAACAAUUGGAUUAAAGCUCACGCUCACAUGCAUAACAGGAAGUAUCCGGAAGCUAUUACAACUCUCCGUGCUAUUGAAUCAAAUACUGCAUUGUCGAAUUAUCAUCAAUUGCUGGUGUUGAUUGGGGAAUGCUAUUACCACAAUGGAGAAUAUGAUAAUGCUUAUGCCUAUCUGAAACGAGCGCAUAGUUUGUACCCUUACAUGAAAAAUGGUAUUCAGAUUCUUGCAAUACUUAUGGCUAAGAAGAAAAAAAUUAAUGAGUUAGAGAAGAUUAUUGCACCAACAUCGACUUUCCCUUACGAAUAUUCAUCGGAAAUGUGGUUUGUGAUGGCGCAAUAUUUAUAUUGUACUGCAAAAUACGAUAAGGCGGUUUAUUUCGUUCAGAAAGCCUGCUUCUUGAACCCUAAAAAUGCAGAGGCGCUCAUACUGAAAGCGGAAGUUCUGAUACAACUCAAAAAAUAUCAAGAGGCGAUAGCCCACCUACGUUUUGCUCAGCAAUUUGCCCCGUACAGAUAUGAAGUUCAUAAGGUCUUGGUGGAUACCUAUUUGAAUACGAACCGUGUGCGGGAGGCACAAGCACAAGCUUUAAAGGCGUUGAAAACUGUAGGAGAAACUCCACGACUCCUAGUGCUUUUAGGCCGAGCGUAUCUUAAGGACGACAGCACAAAGGCGAAAGCCAAAGCGCUUUUCCUCAAAACUUUGGAGUUAAAUGAAAAUUGUCUGCCUGCUGUUUAUCUUUUAGCAGACAUAUAUCAACAAGAAAACGACGUGGCUAGCUGUAUGAAACUAUUGAAAAAGCACGCCAUGCUGGCGCAGAACUGCAAACUACACGCAAUGUUGGGUGACCUAAUGAGCAACGAAAAAGACCACUCAGGAGCUCUAGAACAUUACACUACCGCGUUGAACCUUGAUCCUACAAAUCGAUUAGCAAUCGCUGGAUUGCUAGCAAUGGGACAAAGUAGCGCCAUUGGAACAGCAGGUGUUGUUAGUACAUCGUAUCUGGAAUCAUCCAUGGCCGAGGAGAGUAGUGACAUACAGGAUAAUCCUCUAGAAAUUAUUGAAAUUCCACAAAAUGUCCAGAAUGAUCUAGAGUCUGAAAGUGACAUAAUGUGGUCUGAUGUAGAGAUCGAGAUUAAUCAAUGAAUACGAAUGGUAAUAUAACUUCUUUAUUCAAAUGCAUAUAAGUUGUCGGAAGUUAGUGAGCUUCGUAGAUCAUUUUCUUGCUUCGAAUUUAACAUAACGUUGUUUUCAUAAACCUAUCGUGAACUAUUUUCA